Molecule: messenger RNA, 605 nt
Organism: Drosophila santomea
Lineage: Eukaryota; Metazoa; Arthropoda; Insecta; Diptera; Drosophilidae
Exons: 3
Coding region: 27-518 (163 amino acids)
Source: RefSeq, a predicted model, not a curated record
CACCUGGGUCUCUAGCCACUAGCGAUAUGGAUAACCGCAGUUUGCUGCUGAGGCUCUCGAUUGUGGUGGCGCUGGUGUUGCUGCUCGUCUGCGUACCGGAAACGGAUGCGGGGGGCCACCAGAAGAAAAAGAAAAUCGUGAUCCACGUGCCCAUUCACAAGAAAAUCGAAAAGCACAUACACACUGUGGUGAAACACGUGCACCACCACCACAAGCCGCUCGUCCUGAAGGAGGAGAAGAAGGUGAUCCACGAGGACCAUCGACCCAUCCAGAUCCACCAGACCAAGGAGCACAUUCACCACCACGAGAAGCACGAUCAUCACGAUCACCACGACCACCAUGAUCACCACGAUCAUCACGAACACCACCACCCACUUCCGCCUCCGGUAGCGCCUCCAGUCCUGCCGGAACUCGAGGAGGAAGAGGAGCACAUCCACCACCACCACAACUACGAGCACAGAGGCAGACUGCGGGACGACUUCAUCGGCGGCGACGGGAGCAGCAGUGAGGAGCGCUGACUAUGCAGCGCCCAAGUGGGGGCGCAGACUUACCGGAGGUGGUAGACGUGGACCGAUCGAUCGAAUCAACCCGGCUCCUUGUGAUUC